Molecule: messenger RNA, 1044 nt
Organism: Aureobasidium vineae
Lineage: Eukaryota; Fungi; Ascomycota; Dothideomycetes; Dothideales; Saccotheciaceae
Source: the annotation of a GenBank genome assembly
AUGUUUUUCAAGCGCCUGUCGCGAUCUCGCAGCAAUUCGCAGAGCUACAUUGACACCAACUACUCGCCGCACGACAGCAAGACGCAAUACGACGACGACUACGACAAUCGCCCCGACUCGGCGCGCGGUCCUCCCACAAAGUCGGCUUCGCUGAACGAGGGCUCCAUGUUUGCCCAGCAGCAACAACAGCAGCAUCAAUCCAUGGACAACUUCAAUGCUCCUCCCAUGUCGAGACAAGGUCCUCAGACCAUAUCCAAUGGCUUUGGAGCACAAAAGCCGGCGUCCGUGUCUGCGCCCAUCCAGCCAGAGCCCAUGCCCGAUCUCUUGACGCGUGCCUUUAACGAAGCCGUGCGUCCCUACACCAACCGUGUUGAAGAGCUCGAGAACGAAGUCGCCGACCUCAAAGCUUGGGUUGAGCAGCUCGAAGGCCAGAGAAGAGAAGUUCACGCCUGGAUCGACAAGCGAGGCUUAAGACCUGACGUACCCNCCAGCAUCGCCCAACAAAUGGACGCAUCCAACNCCCACAACCCCACCGCCGCAGCCUCAACCCUAAACGCCCAGCUCGACCGCAAAAUCACCAUCGUAAACUUUGAUCUGCACCGCCUGCAAGACGACCUCAACGACUCCUUGCCCACCCCCUCCUUCAGCGCCUGCAUGCUCAAAUUCCUGCCCGACAUCAGUCGCCUGGCCGCCCUCCCUUCAGGUCCCAAAUACGCUUUUGAUCUGCUGCUCAAGCUCGGCGGCAACCUAAACUCACACGGCGGGCUUGAGAACGGGGAUGAGGAAGACUUGCGCGAGCGCAGGAGUUUCUAUGCCAGGCUUGAUGAGGCCAUGGUGGAGAUUGUGCGUGGCAGAUUCAGAGAGGAAGGUGAAGGUUGGGGUGUCGCGAGAGAGAUCAAGAGGAUUGAAAAGACGGGCGCAUAUCUCCGUAACUGGGGUGUUGAGCCCUACUUCCCUCAGACGCUGGAUGUGAUGAGGGAAGGUUCUGGCGCUGCCGGCGCUGGUGUUUACCACGGCGGUGGUACGCCUCCUGCUUACCAAUGA